Molecule: messenger RNA, 196 nt
Organism: Acanthoscelides obtectus
Lineage: Eukaryota; Metazoa; Arthropoda; Insecta; Coleoptera; Chrysomelidae
Source: the annotation of a GenBank genome assembly
CAAUUUACAGGUACCAGGUCCCUCACCGACCAUCCAUAAGCACGACAUAUGUAAUUCAUCCAGAGAUUUAGAUGGCAGAACCACCAUGUGAAAACUCGAAUAACAAUAGACCUUCGAAGAGUAGUCCAGCACUAGACGCGCGCCGGGAACCGGAUCGUGUAAAAGGGGCGUAAGUAUCUCUACAUAUGAGAUGGUC